AUGGUUAGCGCUUUGAAUGGCUUUGGUCUGGCUAUUGGCACUAUGGAUAUUAUUGGAGCUGUCUUCUUUGAGCUGAUGAUCAUUUGCAUGCUGUGGCGUAGCAGGGUUACUGUUAAAAAGAAUGGCAGCAAACAGGCAAAGAAGAUGACAUUCCAAGGCAAAGAAGUUGGCCGUCGAAUGUUGUGGAUCUAUGUGUUUCUCUUGAAUAUAUGGAUAUUGGCUUCAGUGCUUUUAAUUUGUGGCAUUUUCUUGAAGAAACCUCAGCUGUUGAUCUUCUGGCUGAUCUGGUGUCUAGGGGGACUGAUAUUGGAUAUAGUAUUUAUGCUCUGGUGGCUAUGGGAGUUGCUCACUGGCGAUGCCAUUGAUGCCUUGACCAACAUUCUAAUAUCAAUACUAACAAUGGCAAUUGAGUUUUGUUUUGUCUACGCAGUCUACAAUAUUUAUAUUAACCUAUCAAGUUCAGGUGAUGGAGCAUCGAAUUACAUUCAUCCAUUAUUGCGCUUUUCAUAUUUUUUAUUUUAAACAAACCAUUUAUCUAGUUUGCAAAUAUAAAUCAUUGGAAAUUA
Drosophila sulfurigaster albostrigata is the source of this 566-nucleotide messenger RNA. RefSeq lists its product as uncharacterized. The record is from RefSeq and is a predicted model, not a curated record. The transcript is spliced from 4 exons. Bases 1 to 522 code for a protein of 173 amino acids. NCBI's taxonomy places the organism in Eukaryota, Metazoa, Arthropoda, Insecta, Diptera, Drosophilidae.